CAGUGUGUGGAUAUUGUUUCUUCAAAGAAUUUUCUUGGAUGGACCUUUAAUUUGGUCAAGUCGUUAUCAACUUUACUUUUUUGACAGUACUGUAUCAUUACCACCAGAUUACUACCAUCGUGAUGCACGUUGCCAGUGUUCGUGUUUCAUGGGUAUAAAAGCAUCACAAUCAUUCACUGAAAUUAAAACCAGCAUCAUCCAUACACAGAGACAGCAAAUUAAGCAUUAAUUAGGUAGCUAGAAUUUGAAAAAGCCAGAGAUGGUGAGAACUCCAAGUUGUGAUAAGAAUGGUCUUAAGAAGGGAACAUGGACUCCUGAGGAAGACAAGAAGUUGGUAGAUUAUGUUACCACUUACGGCUGUUGGAACUGGAGACAACUUCCCAAGCAUGCAGGGUUAGCAAGGUGUGGAAAGAGUUGUAGACUGCGUUGGAUAAACUAUUUGCGACCGAAUGUCAGAAGAGGAAACUUUAGCCAAGAAGAGGACGAACUAAUCCUAGAUUUGCAUCAAUCGCUGGGAAAUAGAUGGUCUACCAUCGCAAAACGUCUACCAGGAAGAACAGAUAACGAGAUUAAAAACCACUGGCAUUCAUCCCUCAAGAACCGUUCAACCAACUUUAAAUUAAAACCAGCCGUAGGAAACAAUUUGAAAACGGGUAGUGGUAAGGAAGAUAAGUCGACAAAUGGAGAAUUCAAUAUUGACUCAUUGUUGGACGGUGCUACUCACACCAUACUUGAAAGCACUCCAAUUCUUACAUCUCCAUUGCCAUCAUCAUCCAUUAUAUCAUCACUUUCUCUCAGUGAUUGUUCCGGAAUAAACUUCAAGAGUUUUGGCGUGGAAGACGACGCAUGCUCUACGCAACUGAUUGGAGAAAACAGUUGCGAUUUUUGGACCCAACCAUUUUUGCAAGAUUUCGAGGGAAGUGCUAAUUGCUCAGCUGAUGAUUUCAUGAAUCCUCUUCGUGAGCUUGGGAUUCUAUAUCCACCAUGUCCCAUUGACGAUGAAGAAAGUUUCUGGUUUUAUGGGUUGCACAUGGCACAAACAGAUGAAGUUCAGUUGUGAAACUGAAAAGUGACUGCAAUUCUCAUUGACUCUCAGCUUCUUUCCCUAUUCAUCUAAAAAAUAUUUAGUAAACUGCCCAAAGACAUAAACCUGUUAUCGUUUGUGGGUUCGACCAAGACCACCAUCCAUAUGGUAAUACCAGUCUUCUAUGACAAUUUUUUCGCAAGCACCAUAUCACCACCAUCUGAAGCAGUGGUGGAGUAAGGAUUUUUUUUCCCAUUCAGGUGUUGAUCGAGUUUUUAUCAACUCGAGGUUUGAAUGUUUGGUUCGGAUCACGCUUUAUCAGUAAAGUCACUUUUUUUUCAUAUGAAGCUUUAAAGUUUCUAUGAUUAGUUUUUCUACUGUAUAUUGCUAAGACCAAUUAGAACUUUUAUUUUCCAAUAUGUAAUACAUGUUAUAGUGAUUAUAAGUUAAUAAUACUUUAUAACAA
Helianthus annuus (common sunflower) is the source of this 1490-nucleotide messenger RNA. Its product is annotated as myb-related protein 308. Lineage: Eukaryota; Viridiplantae; Streptophyta; Magnoliopsida; Asterales; Asteraceae. The coding region runs from base 260 to 1060 and encodes 266 amino acids. The transcript has 3 exons. The record is from RefSeq and is a predicted model, not a curated record.